This is a messenger RNA of Xiphias gladius (swordfish), 5612 nucleotides long. Its product is annotated as ras-related protein Rab-14-like. The record is from RefSeq and is a predicted model, not a curated record. Bases 152 to 799 code for a protein of 215 amino acids. Gene Ontology annotation, molecular function: GTP binding; GTPase activity. Gene Ontology annotation, cellular component: trans-Golgi network; phagocytic vesicle; Golgi apparatus. Gene Ontology annotation, biological process: endocytic recycling; Golgi to endosome transport; phagosome maturation. The transcript has 8 exons. NCBI's taxonomy places the organism in Eukaryota, Metazoa, Chordata, Actinopteri, Istiophoriformes, Xiphiidae.
CGCUGGUCUCGCCGGUGAGGAAGAAUCGCGGAAGAGGGGAAAGCUUUCCUGACGCUUCAGCAGGCUAACCACUAACAAAGAUUACUAUCUGUCUAAGCAGCGGUUCAACCAGGGUUACAAGUUGGAUAGACACCCGGACUGAAGGAUCAAGAUGACAGCCGCACCUUACAACUACUCCUACAUCUUCAAAUACAUCAUCAUCGGUGAUAUGGGCGUAGGGAAGUCUUGUCUGCUGCACCAGUUCACAGAGAAAAAAUUCAUGGCGGACUGUCCCCACACCAUCGGGGUGGAGUUUGGGACGAGGAUCAUGGAGGUCCACGGUCAGAAGGUGAAGCUGCAGAUCUGGGACACGGCCGGCCAGGAGCGGUUCAGGGCCGUCACCCGGUCCUACUACAGAGGGGCCGCCGGGGCCCUCAUGGUCUACGACAUCACCAGGAGGAGCACUUAUAAUCACCUAAGCAGCUGGUUGACAGAUGCCAGGAACCUGACCAACCCAAACACAGUAAUCAUUCUGAUUGGCAACAAGGCCGACCUGGAGGCUCAAAGAGACGUGACGUACGAGGAGGCCAAACAGUUUGCUGAAGAGAAUGGUUUGCUGUUUCUAGAGGCCAGCGCUAAGACAGGGGAGAACGUGGAGGAGGCCUUCCUGGAGGCAGCAAAGAGGAUCUACCAGAACAUCCAAGAUGGCAGUCUGGACCUGAACGCUGCCGAGUCAGGAGUCCAGCACAAACCGUCAGCGCCACAGGGAGGCCGCCUCAACGCCGACAGCCACCUGCCUAAAGAGGGCUGCAGCUGCUAACCACAGACCACAUCAAACAGACGGACGGACAGAGACAGAUACGUACACAGAGAUCCCCUCUCCUCCAGGCACUAACAUCCAUCUUCUCUCCAGAGUGCAUCAAGCAGAAUUUAGCUGGAUUUCUUUUAACAUAGCAGUGGCACAGUCCAGCCAUCUGUUGUCAAAUCCAGACCGCAGUUCGGUACCCAAUUGAGCCCUCAUCCACCCAGUCCAACUUGGUUGAAUCAGGACACCCUCAACCAAAUCCACAAAAUGAAUCCCUCAGCAUAACUUCCGACCACUCUAGGUCCACACCUGGAUCACGCUGGCUCACAUUCCAACUCACUCACUUUGUCACAACGCAGACUGCCUUCAGCCCACAUCCAGGCACGCUUGGGCCAAACCUAGGCCAGUCUGGACUCUUCUAAGACCAAAAUAAUACAGCCAUGAUCCCAGCACCAGAAAAACUUUUUUCCAAGACUGGACUACUCUCAGGACCCUGUCUCUUCCGAGUUUGGAACUCAGCUGGUCCAACUCAAGCAAAGGUUGCUUAAAUUUCACACUAACCUCAUCCAGAAUGCAAAACACCCAUGUCUGAAGAGACAAAUAAAAAUACACGUCUCAAAUUUGGACCAACUCACCGCCCAAAUAGAGGUUGCACCAAAAUAGGUUGCCUUUAUUCCAAAUCUGGACGUCGCUGUGGAGAAACCCAGAGCCCAGUCUUAAACCGGAUUGCCCCUAGUCCAAAUUGAGACUGCUUUCAACCCACAUCCAGACAUGCUUUGCCCAAACUUCAGCCGAUCUGGAUCAUUCUAACCCUAGAAUAAGACAAGCCUAAAUCCAUAACCAGUCAUUGCUUUUUCCCCAAGCCCGGACUACCCUCCAGACCGCAUGUCUUCCAAGUCUGGAGCACUGGUGGCCCAACUCAAGUUUGGUUAAAUCCAAAUUGGGGACUGCCCUGGUCACAAAUGUGAAACACUGAGAAUUUAAGAGACAAAGCUUCGAGGCUCAAACUUUAACCAGCCUACAACCCAACUGGACUAAAGGGGUUGACUUAAUUCUAAAUCCGGACAUUGCAAUGGAGAGCUGGACCAACGCCCGGUCCAAAUCAAGACCACCAUCAGCUCACGUAUAGGCAUGCGUGACGUAGAGGUAGGCAAAGCGGGACUGUUCAAAUCCCAGAAUUGGACAGCCAUAAACCCAUUACCAGAUACCCUUUUUUUUUCCCAAGAGUAAACUACCCUCCAGACCCAGUGUCUUCCCAAUCUUGAGCCCCAAUCAUGGGUAAUCCAGAUUUGGUCGUCCCUCAAAUUUGGACUACCCCCGUCCCAGAGACAAAACACCCAAGUCCGUGGAGACGCAAAGAUACAGGAUUCAAAUUCAGACCAACCUACAGCCUAAACCCGAUCUACACAUUUGCCAAAAUGCCGAUCAUCCUAGUUCUAAUUGGACAUCGCUAUGGACACAUCCAGAGCAUAGGCUCAAGCUGGACUGCCUUCACCCCACAUCCGGGCCUACGUUUGGACCAAAGAUGAGGGUAGUGCAAAUUUGGAACUACCUUUGUCACAAAUGUGAAACACCCAUGUCCUAGAGACAAAUAAGGAGACGACACUUGAUUUCGGACAAUCCUAGAGUCCAAAUCUGGACUGCUUCACUAAAAUUCGGAUCACCCAAGUUCCAACUAUGGACAUUCCUAUGUACAUAUUCAGAGCCUCGGCUCAACCCAAACUGCACUCAGUGCUAAUCAGUGACCACCUUGAGCCCAAAUCUACAAACCUAGACCUUCAGCCCGAAUCUAGCUAUAAUCUGAUACACAAUGACUCCAGAUUGUCCAAACCUUCAGUUCUGAUAUUCACUCUUUGAUAUAAACUUCUGGAUUUAUAUUCGUAUUUCUGUCUUUUACGUGUGAGAUAUCCCCUCAUUUGUUGUUCAGUUGGAAAAGUCUUUAAAACUCAUAAUUCAUACAUAGAUUAUAUCACAGAGUGGCCUGGACACCUGAACCCGCUCUGGGAUUCCUCUUUCUUCCUAUGCUCGAUUUCAUGCCUCAUCGAACUUGUUCCUGAUCCACGAGUUUCCAAACAAUGCUGUCUAAUGAAGCGCGCUGCCCUUUGAGCUGCCUGCCAGAUUAUUCGGUUAAUUUUUCCAUCAGUUGUUCUGCGUGGACUACCGACCCCCGGCAUUUACAGCAUACAUGCAUAUUAACUGUUGUUGUUGCGGUCAGAUGCGUCUCUGGGGGCGUUCCAUCUGUAGUUUUACGUGUCUGACUACAGUCGAGUCGACUCGGAUGCAGGUUAAAGGGGUACUCCGCUGAUUUCACACAUGCUGUACUGUGGCUCUGUAGGAGCUUUGUUAAAUUUGCAAAAAUAACCCCGACAGUGUGCGUAAUUUGGCUGCGGCUCAAAGACUAUAACAGAAUGAACAACAGAGAGCCCGCUUUAUGAACUGGAGUUGGGUUGCCAGGCAGGGUGUGUCUACCGAAAGACGUCAUCGAGUUGCUUUAUGGAAAAUUACAGGAUCUGGGAUUUUUGUGUUUGACACAUUAUAAACUAAAAGUCAGGGUAUCUCAGCCUCUGCUGCUUCAGUUUUGACUUGUCAUUCUCUAAUAUGUCUCUCGCAAGUUCCUCAACUUUAUCGAUGUGCAACACUAAAAGCCUUAGUUUGCCUUAAAAACGUUGCAUGACAUGUCGUCCGACCACGUCUUAAUCCCUAGAGUACCCCUUUGAUCGGCAAAUGGCGACAGAAGAGCUAGGAUGUCACUCCACGUGGAACCACAUAUUAACACACAUGCACACGGAGGUCUUCAAGGGUCCAAAAUUUCAGACCUGACCUGAAACAGACCUGUGGAGACUCUACCUGAAUCCAGCGUGGAUACGAAUGCAUUUUCAAACAAGAGACAUGAUGUAAAAACUACCUGAGGGCAAUAGCAGACUGUCCGCAGAUAUCAGAUUGAAUAUUUGGACCCAGCCCUACUUGGGUCCUGGGUAAGGUCUCUAGUUCCAGGAACGUAGUGGACCCUUGAAGACCUCUAAUAAACAUACAGUAUAUUCACAGACAGGAACCCCAACCCCACCCAAUAAACUCACCAUCUCUGCAACUCCACACUUUGCCUUUUACAAACAUCUACAAUAUUUCAGGCAAAUAACUUUGUUUAAAGCAACUUUGACUAUUGAUCGCUCUGUGGAGAGAUGUAGCGACUGAUUGAUGAAGGGGAUGAUGAACAUGGCUUACCUGAACCAGAAUGUCACAACUGGUCCCUCAGUGGACCUCAAGUUCAGGAGAGAUUUUUAUUCAAUUUUUUUGAUUUUUUUUUUUUGUUUUUUUGUUGUUUUUUAAAUCAAAUAUAAAGACAGUAUAUUUUUGAUGUCACAGCUCCCCCUAGUGGCCGUUUUUUUGCAUCCUUCCUGGUUAAAUGCGUAUUGAUGGAAGAAAAAUGACACAAGUGGAAGCAAUGCAGAUUCUUUUAACUUAUUACCGCCUGUUUUGGCUUCGUUAUUUUAGUUUUCUUCUAAACGUUAGGCCGGAAUUACAAUUUACUUGAAUGCGUUACUCUGGUUUGUGGUUCAAUACAAUUAAAUUGGUGUGUUGCGAUGAAGGCUUCACACGUCUUACUUAAACUGAUCAUUGGUUAGCUCUGCAAAAGUUAGCAGACAAAGUAUUUCUGCGGAAGAGUUGCAAAACAAAUUCUACAAGUGAUAUCUUAAGGAAGAUUUGGCCAUUUUUCAAAAUGCAAACAUUUUUUAAUGUGGUCUGGAUCAACUCUAAAUGCCCGAGCCUUGAUAUCCUGAAGUGCUUUAAAAUUUCCUUUCCACUAACUGUCAGUCAUCAGCUAAGUGAUUAAAGGUAGAAUUAAUUCAUGGUGUUUAAGCGUGUGAUCCCGGUGCUACAGGAACCAGUUCUCUCAGACUAAUCGGGUCGGUCAGUAAAUUUUGUUCCUCAAGAAGCAUUCCAGCGCCGACUAGCUCAAACAGAAACACCAACAGUCCAGCGCCGCUACACCUUAUUUGACAUUUUGUUCCAUCUUUCAAAGCUGCAUCAAUUGAUACUUUAGUCACCUUGGGGAGAGGAAAAAAAAACGCACUGUAUAAUAAUACACAGUAAUUCUGCCUAAACACCGGGAAGGAUUUGGAGAUUUGUGAAAAGCGUGAGAAAAGUUUUCUCUCAUACGAAAUCUCAGAAGCACCGAACGUCACCAACAGGCUGUCUGAUGAGUGAAGGUAGAAAUUACUACAUACUGUAGUAACACAAUGAGUUAAAGAAUCAAAAGUUAGGAAAAAAAAAGAUGAACUUAGUUUCUGAUUGAUCUUCAAUCAGUGGAUAAAUUAAACUGUGUAUACUUAACUCCAUGAAUCUUUACCUGCCUCUUUGUGGUCCCAGGUUUGCUCAGCGCAGGAAUACAUGAAAACACAGAAAAUGGGAAACGCUGAAGGAAAAUAAAGAUCUAUGAAAUGGAGAAACUGAUGUGAGAAAAUGUGCAAAGAAAUAACCACAUUUAAAAAAAUAUAUAUUUAAAAAAAACAGUAAAAAGGUAAACGUAUUUCAGAAAAGAAAAAAAAAGAAAAAUUCAGAAAUAUGAAACGUUAAGUCGUGAUAAUGCCCAAAAACUAUUUUGACUUACCAUUAGUAUUUUAAUUUCUAUCAUUCUGAAUGAUCUUGAGUUUUCCUGUUUAUCCCAGUGGAAAUACAUUCAUCUUCAUCAUCGUGACUCACUGUCUCCCACUUUCACACAUAGUUAUAAUUACAACUUACCGUAUUUUUUAUUCUUGAUAGUAAUUGUAAGAUGAUUUUUUUCACUAUCUGGGGGUAACAGAGAAAUAAAUAAACUGAUAUUAUUUAA